Molecule: messenger RNA, 1842 nt
Organism: Herpailurus yagouaroundi (jaguarundi)
Lineage: Eukaryota; Metazoa; Chordata; Mammalia; Carnivora; Felidae
Gene: LYPLAL1
Product: lysophospholipase like 1
Exons: 5
Coding region: 48-767 (239 amino acids)
Biological process (GO): protein depalmitoylation
Cellular component (GO): cytoplasm
Molecular function (GO): carboxylic ester hydrolase activity; palmitoyl-(protein) hydrolase activity
Source: RefSeq, a predicted model, not a curated record
CGGGGCGGUGGAGGGGCGGGGCCCACGAAACUCCUCGGGCGGCAGCGAUGGCGGCUGCGUCGGGUUCAUUUCGCGUGCAGCGUUGCAUGGUGUCGCCAGCUGGGAGGCACAGCGCCUCGCUGAUCUUCCUGCACGGCUCAGGUGAUUCUGGACAAGGAUUGAGAACAUGGAUCAAGCAGGUUUUAAAUCAAGAUUUAACAUUCCAGCACAUAAAAAUUAUUUAUCCAACAGCUCCUCCCAGGCCAUAUACUCCUAUCAAAGGAGGAAUCUCCAAUGUAUGGUUUGACAGAUUUAAAAUAUCUAAUGACUGCCCAGAACACCUUGAAUCCAUCAAUGUAAUGUGUAAAGUGCUCACAGAUUUGAUUGAUGAUGAAGUAAAAAGUGGCAUCAAGAAGAAUAGAAUAUUAGUAGGAGGAUUUUCUAUGGGAGGGUGCAUGGCAAUGCAUUUAGUGUACAGAAAUCAUCAAGAUGUGGCAGGAGUAUUUGCUCUUUCUAGUUUUCUGAAUAAAACAUCUGCUGUGUACCAGGCUCUUCAGGAAAGUGACGGUGUACUCCCUGAAUUAUUCCAGUGUCACGGCACUGCAGAUGAGUUAGUUCCUCAUUCUUGGGGUGAAGAGACAAACUCCGUGUUAAAGUCCCUAAGAGUGAGCACGAAGUUUCAUAGUCUCCCAGGUGUUUACCAUGAGCUAAGCAAAGCUGAGCUAGAAAAACUGAAGUCAUGGAUACUUCAAAAGCUUCCAGGAGAAAUGGAGAAGCAAAAUGAAUGAAUCAAGAUUGAUUUGUUGACCUACCUGUAAUGUCUUUGUGAAAAGUGGUUUUUACUGCCAAAUUAUACUUUGGUAAGUGAUAAUUAAAAUAGUAUUAUCAGUAAACAAUACCAAGUUUACUGACUUAUUUACUGGUUAUUGAAAUGCUUAGCACCACAAAGAGUAGCAUCAUCUUAUUCAUGGUAAAUAUUAAUUUAGACAGACAUCUGUGUGUUAUUUUUCAGAUACAUUUGUAAAUAUUUGGAGACCUUUUAAGUAGUUAAAUGAUUAAAUUUUAAAAAUAAUGUAAAGUUGGUUUAAGUAAGAGCAAUGAGAAAACAUGAAAAGGCUUGACAUGGCAUUUUAUUUACAAGUGUCCUAUUUUGUUUCCAAAUAUUCAGGAAUAUUUUAGAUGUGUUUAUUAUUGAUUCCUGAUUUAAAUCCAUUGUGGCCAGAGAGCAUAUUUUGUGUUACUGUUUUAUCUGUAUUCAUGAAGGUUAUUGGCUUGAAGUUUUGCUAUUCAAUUUGUUUUGUACAUUUUUUGGUCUGGUUUUGGUAUUAGGGUAAUACUGACCUCGUAAAAUGAAUUGGGAGGUGUUUUCUCCUCUUCUGUUUUUUUUUGGGGAGAAAUUGUAUAGAAUUGGCAUUAAUUUUUACUUUAAAUUUUUGAUGAAAUUCUCUAGUGAAACCUUCUAGGCCUGGAGAUUUCGUUUAUCUCUUGACAGUGUACCUACAAGUUUAUUAUAAACACCUCACACUUAGUACAAGAACCUUCCAUUUUCCCCUUCCUGGUCUUUAUGCUAUUUUUCACACUUUACUUAUAAAUAGCAUGUACCAUAAAUCUCACAACACAUUACUACUCUCUUAUUUAAAGUCAGCUUUCCUUUAAAUCAAAUAAUGACGAAAAAAUCUUAUAUGUAUACCUGUGUAGUUACCACUUCCAGUGCUCUGCAGUUAUUUUGUGCUGAUAACGUCUUUCUGGUAUCCUUUUCAUUCUGCCUGAAGGACAUCCUUUAAAUAAUUCCGGUACAAAUCUGCUGGCAAUGGAUUCUUUCAGCUUAUAUGUCUAGGAAAGCCUAUAUUUUGCAUUAAUUUU